GGACCGCUGUCGCUCUCUUCUUCAUGGUCCUGGGUGGUGGAUCCCUAUUCCAACUGCUUGUCGGCACAUGGUGUGCAGAUGUAUCCGCUUGCUCAGCAUGCUCCAGAAUCGUGCGAAGGAGAGAUCCAGCUUAGUGAGGGUAUCGGCAGUGUUUUGGCUGGGAGCUUUAGCACACGUGGUGUCCGCCAUUACAAGAUAGUUCCGGAGUUUAGGAUGCUUGAUGUUGCCACUGCAUCUGCUUGCAAGGUAUUCGACUGGGUCUCUGGGGUAAGGAUCGGGAUCACCCCUGCCGAUCCAAAGGGGACGGGACGGGACAGCAGCCGUACCGCCCGCCAGCCGCACUAG
Molecule: messenger RNA, 345 nt
Organism: Pelobates cultripes (western spadefoot toad)
Lineage: Eukaryota; Metazoa; Chordata; Amphibia; Anura; Pelobatidae
Source: the annotation of a GenBank genome assembly